Closterium sp. NIES-65 is the source of this 3627-nucleotide messenger RNA. The record is from the annotation of a GenBank genome assembly. Lineage: Eukaryota; Viridiplantae; Streptophyta; Zygnematophyceae; Desmidiales; Closteriaceae.
AUGUUUCUCUGCGGCGGCUCGACUUUUCGCCGCGAGCACAACACAGAGCAGCAGCAGCAGCAGCAGCAGCAGCAGCAGCAGCAGCAGCAGCAGCAGCAGCAGCAGCAGCAGCAGCAGCAGCAGCAGCAGCAGCAGCAGCAGCAGCAGCAGCAGCAGCAGCAGCAGCAGCAGCAGCAGCAGAGUGGCCUGAAGAAUCAUCCGACCGCUUCGCACCCUAAUCCUCUUGCUCGGCCGAUCCAGCCGCGGCAGCAGCAGCAGCAUUACCACUCGUCGCCCCGCUCCACAGUGCCCCUGUCACCCGCGUACGUGCACCCGCGCAACAGCCACGCGCCGGCGCAGGCUCGGGGGGCUAACCACGGGCUAGCGCAGACCCAGAACGGCCAGCCGCACGCGUCUGCCGCCCCGUCCGGCAUCAACGGCUAUGCGCGCCAUCUCUCCAGCCGCCUCAUGUCCAAGAAGCGCUCAAAGGAGCCCGCCGGCGGCUUCCGCCAGGGCGCAACCGUUGGGUGCGCGGGCAGCGCGCGCGUGUUCGCCGCAGGGGCUGCGCUUGAGCGGAAGUUAUCCGCGGAAGACUCCCGUGUGGCAGGGGAGGCGGAGCAGCAGGGCGCGGGAGGAGGACAGCCGGCGCAAGACUUUAUGUCCGGAGGAGCUACCCGCGCCGGCCCCGGCGGAGGGGAUAAUAAGCUUCCCCGUAAGCCGUCUGCUGCGGCGGCUGCUGCCGCUGUAGCUGCAGCGAAGAUGGCGGCCUCCGCGGCUGCUGCCGCCGCGGCCACUGCCUCCGGCGCAGACAAGGUCCAUCUCAACCCCCCGGUGGGGGCGCACGGGGGCGGGCCGGCGGCGGCAGAGCAGGGAAUAGAAACGCAGCCGCUUCCGCCGCUUCCGCCUGGCUACCGUUUUAAGCCUACGGACGAGGAGCUCGUGGCGCAUUACCUCGUGCCGCGCGCGCGCCUCGCAGACGAUUCCCUUGGCGUGAUACCGUCUAACCCGCCGGUUCAAGCGGGACGGCGGGCAGCCGCCGCUGCUGGUGGGAGGCGCGACGCGGGAAUGCGCGCGGAUGGGGGGAGGCGGGAGCUUCAAGGGGAAGAGAUGCCGCCGCCGCCACAGCAGCAGCAGGAUUGGAUGACGAUGAUUGCAGAUCUGGAUGCCCUGGAUAUGGAGCCGUGGGAGCUUCCUAUGUCGUGCUGCAUCGGCGACGGCGAGUGGUAUUUCUUCUCCACGCGAAGCCACAAGUACGGGCACUCGCGGCGCACCAACCGCUGCACGGCCAACGGCUACUGGAAGGCCACGGGCAACGACCGCACCAUCCACUGCGACCCCGUCUUUGGCGCCGCCAUUGCCGCGGGCGCGAGCAGGGGCAUCGGCGCGGGGAUGGGCGCGGGGAUGGGCGGGGGUGUGGGGAGGCAGUUGUCCCGCGCGUUGCUGGGCAGGCGCGGGGGGGGAGGGUUGUUCGGGGGAUGUUUGGAUGACCCUUCGAUAGCGGAUGAGGAGGGGGAGGGGGAGGACGGGGAAGAGGGGGAGAGGGCGGAUGGGGAUGGGAUCAUGCCGGGCAUGGGCGGUUCGGCUAUGGACAAUGGUCGUUAUCUUGCACCCCACCAGCGUAACAUGGGUCCCACCCAUCCACCUCUCGCCCAGCAGCCUCCCCGUGCUAAAAAGAAGUUUCCUUCCUUGUUGUGCCUGCCCUCUCUCCCCAUGCAGGGUUCGCUCGUGCUGUGCCGUGUGUACAACAAGGGGUCCCACCCAUCCGUCGCCCAGCUGCCUCCCCGUGCCAUGUCCGCUCCUCUUCCUGCUGCUGCCGCUGCCGCUGCUGCUGCUGGCAUGGUUCCUGAUAUGGGCAUGGGCGUGGGUAUGGGUAGCAUGGGUAUGGAGGGAGGGAUGGAGGGAGGGAUGGCGGGAGAACUGGAAGGAGAGAUGGAGGGAGAGAUGGAGGGAGAGAUGGAGGGAGAGAUGGAGGGAGGUUUGGCUGCUGCUCCUGCUGCUGCUGCUACUGCUGCUGCUGCCACAACAACCACCGCUCCUCCCGUUGACACGGUGCCGAUUCCACAUGCUUCUGGUAUCCCCACAUGGCUGGAUGAGGAGGAGGAAGAUGAACCAGAGAUCUGGCUGUCACCGUGUGCAGGCAACACUCCUCUCUCCAACAACACACCCCUUUCUGGCACCACACCGCUUUCCAACUGCACGCCCCUUUCCGGGACCUCGCCUCUCUCUGCCGGCGCUGCAGCAGGGGCAGCAGCGGGUGGAGCAGCAGGAGAGCUGGGUGGUAUUGAUAUCGACGACUUCGACCUUGGGCUCGAUUUCGGGGAUUUUCCUGAUUUUCUGAUCGCGCAGGAUGACGCGCCGUGCCAUGCAGACGAGGAUAAUCCCGCUGCUGCUGACGAUGCUGAUGCUGAUGCUGAUGCUGAUGCUGCUGCUGCUGCUGCUGCUGCUGCUGCUGCUGCUGCUGCUGCUGCUGCUGCUGCUGCUGCUGCUGCUGCUGCUGCUCCUUCUGCUGCUGUUUGUGCUGCUGCUGCUAAUGCAUCUGCUUCUCCUUUCAAGCGCAGCCGCAGCAUGAUGGAACGAGAUGGAGGAGGAGAGAGAGGAGGAGGAGCCGGAGGGGUAGGAGGAUUCGGAGGAGGAGGAGGAUUCGGAGGAGGAGGAGGAGGAGGAGGAGGAGGAGGAGGAGGAGGAGGAGGAGGAGGAGGAGGAGGAGGAGGAGUGAGACAGGAGGGUGGGGAGGAGGGAAGUGUGGCAGUGCCGGUGCAAGGGAGUUAUCCUGGAGGGAAGAUGAUGAGGGUGGGGACGGUGGAGGAGCGCCAGGGCGUCAGGCGAAGUGGGGGAGUAGCUGGUAGUGCUACUGGUAACAAUGCUGUCAGCGGCUGGAUUGGUGGUGGUGGUGGUGCUGGUGCUGUUGCUGGUGCUGGUGCUGGUGCUGCUAAUGCUGCUGGUGGUGCCGGUGGUGGCGCUGCUGGUGGUAACACGACAAGAGGCAACACUCUAGCUCACGCUCCCGUCGCUCCCGUCUUUCCCGUGGCUCCCGCGACGCCUGUUGCUCUCGUCCCUCCCGUCGUCCCCGCUCCUUCCUUCGCCGUCGUCGCGUGGUCGGCCUCCCCGCCUCUCCCGUCACUCCCGUUCCAGUCGUCCCAUCCGUCCCCGCCUCCCAUUCCUCCCGUCCCACCCGUCGCUUCUGCCCCGCCCGUCAUUGCCGCGCUUCCCAUCCCUCUCCGCCAAUCGCCUGACGUCCCUCAUUCGCAUCGCUCACUCAAUGCCGUCUUGCCCUUCCUCCCGCCGCGAUCGCCCAAACCCACCGCUCACACAUGGAAAUUGCCCCAUCGAUCUCUCACGCUCGUCUCUCGCUCCUGUCAACUCCGUCCCACUAGACUAUCCGGUCCCUCUCUAGAUCGCGCCUUCCUUCCCUCCCUACGCGCUGCUCCCCCCUCCCUACGCGCUGCUCCCCCCUCCCUACGCGCUGCUCCCCCCUCCCUACCCACUGCUCCACUCAACAUGGCUCCUGCAGGCAGUAGCGGUGGUGGCAGUAGGGAACGGCAGCAGCAGUGGCAUGGGGAGUGGGUGGAGCGCCAUCAGCGUGGUGGUGGUGGAAGUGUGGGGCAGCAGCAGAGCAGCAUGUGGUGUCCUGCUCACCCUGUCAUCUAG